AUGGCGAUCUCUGCCACACAAGUCAACUCUUUUAGAACACUUGUUUUUGCAAUAUCUUCUAUUAUUUCUGUCGUAGUCGCUCAACCUAUUGUCUCAUUUAGUCAUGGCAGCCAACAACAUUUAUCUGUUUACUCAGUCUCCUUUUGGGAAAAGAUUGCAAUUGUUAUUUUCCUCGUGUUAUUAGGUGGCGUUUUUGCAGGCUUGACACUUGGUUUGAUGGGGCUGGACGAGACGAACCUUCAUGUUCUUAUGGAAACGGGCACUCCAACUGAGCGUAAAAAUGCUCAUAUUGUAUUAAAUCUACUUGAUCGCGGAAAGCAUUGGGUGCUGGUAACAUUAUUAUUAUCCAAUGUGGUGAUCAAUGAGACGCUGCCGAUAAUUUUACAUGGUGUGAUUGGUGGCGGUUGGCAAGCCGUCGUUCUAUCCACCGCUCUGAUUGUAAUCUUUGGCGAAGUAAUUCCACAAUCCAUCUGUGUCCGUCAUGGUUUGGCCAUUGGUGCACAGACUGCAUGGAUGAUGCUCAUUCUAAUGUACAUAAUGUAUCCUAUUGCUUACCCUACUGCUCUCCUUCUCGACUACUUCCUUGGAGAAUCCCAUGGAACUGUCUACAAAAAAGCCGGUCUCAAAUCUCUCGUGUCCUUACACCAGUCUGGCAAUUCGUCCGAUACUGAAGCUCUGACAUUGGAUGAAGUAACCAUCAUCGGAGCGGUGCUUGAUCUGCGCUCAAAGCCAGUAUCACAGAUUAUGACACCCAUUUCAGAUGUAUUCACUCUUUGUACCGAGGAUAUCCUGGACGAGACUCUGGUCGAUAAGGCAACUGGUUACUCCCGUAUUCCCAUUCAUGCACCUAAUGACAAUGGAAACUUGGUAGGAAUGUUGUUGACCAAGCGAUUGAUCACCUAUGACCCCGAAGACGCCCGUCCUGUCAAAGAAUUACCCAUUAGUACACUGCCUGAAACCGGUCCUGACACUAGCUGUCUAGAUAUCCUCAACUAUUUCCAAGAAGGCAAAAGUCAUAUGGCUCUUGUUUCUGCUGAUCCCGGAGGAGAAUCUGGUGGUCUUGGUAUUAUUACCCUUGAAGAUGUUAUUGAAGAAUUGAUUGGAGAAGAAAUCAUUGACGAGACCGAUGUUUAUAUUGAUGGUAAAUUAUAA
Phycomyces blakesleeanus NRRL 1555(-) is the source of this 1152-nucleotide messenger RNA. RefSeq lists its product as hypothetical. The record is from RefSeq and is a predicted model, not a curated record. Gene Ontology annotation, cellular component: intracellular membrane-bounded organelle. The coding region runs from base 1 to 1152 and encodes 383 amino acids. Gene Ontology annotation, biological process: magnesium ion homeostasis. NCBI's taxonomy places the organism in Eukaryota, Fungi, Mucoromycota, Mucoromycetes, Mucorales, Phycomycetaceae. The transcript has 9 exons.